AUGGAUGAAGCCUAUUUGAUUAUACGUAAUACGAAUUAUUCUGAAAAUAUUUCAGUUCUAUUAAAUGUGGUUGCAUGUGAAAACUGUGAUUUUGAAAAUAUAGCUAAUGUAGCUCCAGGCUUGAAUAUGACUCGAAUAAUUUCAACAACAUUUCCAUAUAAUGUGCUAAUCCAAGCAAAUCUAUCGAAAAAAAUAUUUCAAUGUCCAAUAACAUGGUACAACUUUGACGAACAUGGUACAUAUAUAUUAGAAGUAAUAGAAACUGAUCAAUUAAAUGGAGAUGCUUGUUCCAUUACACAAAUUGGAGAGGCAAGCUAUUAUUGGAUGCCUGCCAUUGUUGGAAUUGCAUUUUUCAUUGUCGUAAUUGUAUGCAUUCAAUUAUGGCAAUAUAAAUAUCUCAGUCAAUAUUUUAAUCAUGUUUUCUCGAAUAUAGAUCAUCAACAUUUGAUUAAGAAUAAUCUUGAGAAUACAUCACCAUCGAUGAGUUCAUUGAAUUCUCAAAAGAAUUCUGAAGUAGAUAGCUAUACAGCACGUAUCACUAUCAAUGUCAGUGAAUCACCACCAUUGGUCGAAUCGUCUCGUCCUUCAAGCAGUUCUAAUCUUACGAAGAAAAUGUUACCAAAACGUCUUCAAUCGUUGGAUACUUUUCGAGGAUAUUCUUUGAUGAUGAUGAUUUUUGUCAAUUAUGGUGGUGGAGGCUAUUGGUUCUUUGCACAUUCAAUUUGGCAUGGAUUGACAAUGGCCGAUGUUAUGUUUCCAUGGUUUGCAUGGAUGAUAGGCGUAUCGAUUGUUCUUUCGCAACGAUCACUUCGCAGUAAAGCCAUUCGAAAGCGAAAUAUUUUUUUCAAGAUAUGUCGACGAACAAUAAUUCUUUUUCUUUUGGGUAUGGCUACACAAGGUGGAAGUGGACAUUUGAUAGAUCUUCGUAUAUUUGCUACCCUUCAAAGAUUGGCAUCAUGCUAUUUUUUUACUGCCAUUAUUGUACUCUGGUUGGAUGGUGAAGAUAAUCAGUCAAACACAUCAAUUGGUAAUGAUGGCUAUCAGCCCAUCCACGUUGAACUAUGGAAUACUAUUUGGAAAUUUUGGUUUCAAUGGUUGAUCGUCGUGCUGACUACUAUUGCUUGGGUUCUCAUAAUUUUUUUCGUUGAAGUGCCUGGUUGUCCUAAAGGUUAUAUGGGACCUGGCGGAAAACAUGAUCAUGGAAAAUAUGGGAACUGCACUGGAGGCGCUGCUGGAUAUGUCGAUCGAAUCAUUUUAUCGGGUUCUCACAUGUAUAACGAUCCAACAUGCAAAGAUGUCUACCACACUCAAGUACCCUUCGAUCCUGAAGGUCAACAUUGA
Rotaria sp. Silwood2 is the source of this 1341-nucleotide messenger RNA. The record is from the annotation of a GenBank genome assembly. Lineage: Eukaryota; Metazoa; Rotifera; Eurotatoria; Philodinida; Philodinidae.